This is a messenger RNA of Cinara cedri, 2657 nucleotides long. Lineage: Eukaryota; Metazoa; Arthropoda; Insecta; Hemiptera; Aphididae. The record is from the annotation of a GenBank genome assembly.
AUGAACGGUAAGUGCUGGAAAAUUUUAAAAACGAAUAAUACUCACCCGUUUACUUAUGUAUGCAUAGAUAAUACGUUAUACGUAAUAUUAAAAUUUAGAAACUAUAUACGCAGUCAAAGAAACAAAAUGUAUCGAAGAUAUCGAAGAUCCAAAUCGACGUCGGUUGACCCGUGAAGUUUCUACGCACACGUUGAAUGGUUUCAACGAUCUCCGACUGAACGUUAAACUAUGUGACGCGUCAAUAUUACUCGACAACGGCGAUGUAUACCCGAUACACCGGUCGGUUUUAAGCGGUACCAGUGAUUAUUUUAGGUCUGUAUUUGUCAUCAUACGAUCAAAUAUUAAUAGACUUACUGAUUUUUGGAAUGUUUGACGAGAUGUUUUUUAAAUUUUACCGUUUCGGUUUAACCGAACGAUCUGGAUUGGAUUCGUGUUUAAAGCACGUUUGUAAUCAUUGUAAAGCAAUGUGUACGUUUAAUGCAUUUUAGGUUCUGAGUGGAACGAGGAAUGUAUUGGUUUUACAAUGAUGUUUGUUUUAUUGUUAUUAUUAUUUUUUUUUUUUUACGUGGACACUUUUUCUACCAGAAAGAAUAUUCCGAUUAUCAAGUACAGCACCUUUUUUGAAAGGAAAUGUUCUCUGUGUGGUACUUUAGAAAAGUCAUUUUUUAACAUUCUUAUUAACAUUCGAGAAAAUGAGAAAAAUCUCGGUCUUUAGGUUAAAAAAAGAUUGAAAGAUUUAAAAUAAGGUUGCCAUUGGCAAUAAUUUUUAUUUAUUUUUUGUUAUUAAGUUUUUAUUAUUUUAAUAUUUUUAAACAUUGUUGUCUUGGAAACGCACAUUGUUGUAAUUAUUUUACCAUAAUCUAUAUAAAGUAAGAUAUACGUUACACUCACCCAUUGAUCAGUGCCUAGCAAAAACUACUGGAUGGAUCGGGCUGAAAUUUAGUAUACAGACAGUUAUUAUGACGAAGGUAUCCGCUAAGAAAGGAUUUUUGAAAAUUCAACCCCUAAGAGGUAAAAAAAGGAGAUUUCAAGUAGUUUUGGUACGAAUAUCUAUUAUUGUUUAUUUAUUUAUUUUUGUUUAUUCAUGAGUUAUCUUGGUUAAUUUUGCUGUCACGGACAACCGCGUGUGUUCGUAUAACAACUGAAUUGAUCAUUUAAUUGUAAGACUUUGAAUAGUUCUUACAGUAAUUUUUAAUAUGAUAUUAGAGUAUUAUAUAAAUAAGAAUGUCUGUCUGUCUGUCCUUUACAAACUCAUAAGAUUAUUAUCUAUCAGAAAUUACUGGUCCGAUUUUAACGAGGUUUUUCGCAAAAUGUUCCAUAUUACAAUUUCUGAAAUUUAACCCCAAAAGGAUAGCUGACGUGGAUUUUGGUAUUUCGUGGUAUAGUUUUUAUUGAUCGGGUUACUUUGGUAACAAAGUAAAUAUUGGUUUUUUUUUUUUUUUAUUAUUAUGUGGUAUCUAUCGUUCUAUUCGAUCGCGGCGUUUAGGUCGAUAUUAGAGUACAUACGCUAAUAACAAAAGACGUAUCAUCAGCACUCCCCUUUCUAUCAUAUGCACACAUGCGUAAAAUUUAACAUUUUACGACCCCAAUAUUAAUAGUACGUCAUCGGCGUGUGUUUAUAUGAUAUCGAAAUUCCAAUUACUCAUAUUCUCGGUCAAAAGUCGGUUCCAAGCAAUUUAGAAUGCUUGUUUGCGUAACCUAUUUAAAUUAUUUUAUUGAUAUUAACAAAAAUUCUAUUGUAUAUUGUUAUAAUCAGUACAAAAGUACGCAAUAUACCUACUUUAAUCAAUUGCGUACAAGUAAAUAAGUAAUUGAUAUUAUAUUUAUGGUUUUUUCAUACGCCCGGAUCUUUUAAAUUAUCUAAUUUUUAAAAACGUAUAAUAAAAAUUUAUAAUGCCCGUAGUGUUUCAAUUUAAUUAAGUACAUAAAUUAAUUAAUGUUACAACUGUUAGAACGUAGGUACCUACCUAUACUAAAAUAUUUCAACUUAAUUAAUUCUAUUUCUGUAGGUUACGUUAGAUUAAAACAAUCACACUAAUUGAGUAUUUGAGAAAUAAAAAAUUUCUCAAAUUGAAUUUUCUCAAUCAAAAAAUUGAAUUUGAUUGAAAUCGGGCAAUAGGUAAAUAAGGCCAUUUAAAUAACCAUUUUCGUGUUUUUUUUUAUUGAAAUUUUCUACGCAGCGUACACAACCUAUUUACAUUCAAUCUGUUCUAUCUCUUUUGGUGCGUGUUGACUUCAUUCUGAUGUAUUCACGCUCAGAAUACUUGUACGUAUUAUUAUAUUAUACAUGAUAGCAUCUGCUAAAUAUUUUUUCUCUGUUCCCUUAUCUUCCUCUCCUCACCACGCGAAUAAAUUAUUAUGUUUUCAUCCCGGUUUUGUAUAGAAUACUUUUCACCACUACGUUACACGAAGGAGACUACACGGAAAUAAUUCUAAAAACCGUUGAAAGUACCACAAUGGAAUUGAUUCUGCAGUACAUUUAUAUGCGGCAAGUAGAUUUGAAUUACGAUAACGUGUUGGAUGUCAUGCGAACGGCCGAUUAUUUCAGCAUCGACGGUCUGGUUCAACUCUGUCACGAAUACCUAAUCAACUAUAUUUUGGGACCCGAAAAUUGUGUUACGUUAAUGCAAUUCGGACAGUAUGUAUUAUACGUAUGA